CGCUCAAUGAUGACGACACAGGAACCGAAAGUGAAGGAUAGUUCUAGAAAGAGCCGCGACUGCAUGAUACAGACAAACAGCAAUACUACAACGAAUUUUAUUGCGAUAAAGUAAAUUGACUGUCUUGAAGUAACCGCAGUUAUUAUCGCGGAACAUUAUACCGUAUCGAGAACAUGACGACCAUCGAUUACAGUGUGUGGGAUCACAUCGAGGUGUCUGAUGAUGAAGAUGAUACACAUCCGAAUAUAGACACACCCAGUUUAUUUCGAUGGAGACACCAGGCUCGGGUGGAACGGAUGGAGGCGUUCAUGAAGAAGGGUGAGGACCUAGAGAAAAGUCUGGCUGAGAGUAAGAGGAAGCUGGCGGAGGUUCAGCGUCGCAUUCAGGAGCUCAACGUUGCCUCCAGCAAAGAAGAACUGACCAAAGCUCAAGCCGAGGAGAAACAGCUGAAGAAGGAGGAGAGAUCGUGGCAAAAGAAAUUGGAUGAGCACCGUUCGGAGGAGAAGAAGAUGCCCUGGAAUGUAGACACGCUCAGUAAGGAGGGAUUCAGUAAGAGCGUUGUCAACGUAAAGCCUGAAACGAAGCAGGAGACAGAAGAGGAGAAAGAGGAAAAACAUAAAACCUUUGUGGAGAAAUAUGAGAAACAAAUCAAACACUUCGGUAUGCUGAGGCGCUGGGAUGACUCUCAAAAAUAUCUAUCUGAUAAUCCUCACCUGGUGUGUGAAGAAACGGCCAAUUACCUGGUGAUCAUGUGUAUUGAUUUGGAGGUGGAAGAGAAACAUGCUCUCAUGGAGCAGGUGGCCCAUCAGACCAUCGUCAUGCAGUUUAUUCUGGAGCUCUCCAAGAGUUUAAAGGUGGAUCCGCGCGGCUGCUUUCGUCAGUUCUUUGCCAAAAUCAAGACUGCAGAUCAACAGUAUCAAGAUGCCUUUAAUGACGAGUUGGAGUCGUUUAAGGAGCGCGUUCGGGGCCGAGCGAAGAUUCGCAUUGAGAAGGCCAUGAAGGAAUAUGAGGAAGAGGAGCGUCAGAAGCGUCUGGGUCCCGGCGGUGUGGAUCCUGUGGAGGUGUAUGAAUCUCUGCCUGUGGAAUUGCAGAAAUGUUUUGACGAGAAAGACAUUCAGCUGCUGCAGGACACCAUCAGCAAAAUGGACCCAACGGAGGCAAAAUACCACAUGAAGCGCUGCAUCGAUUCAGGAUUGUGGGUACCAAAUUCGCGAACAGACGAGGAGGCCGAUAAAGAUACGGAGGAAGGAGACGAACCACAAUAUGAAGCGCUAAAGAAGGAUGACCAGUGACCGUCAAUCAAGCAUCAUCACUGUGACCCCUGACCCCGCCUAUGCUUGCAUCCUUUGCAACCACAAACCGAAGUCAUUGCUGUCAUUGAGGAUCAAAGUUUGAGCCCCCAUCUUCUCCUGUAUUAUGAAAAAGUCCAGAAGUAAGAGUGCAUAUGCGACUAAUGUCAAACGUGAUUAUUUUCUGUUAGCUUCGACUGCCUGCUGCUGUCAAAGGACUGAUGGGUAAUUUUACCGACAGUAACUAAUCCUGAUCUUUGACCCAUGUUCUCUUAUUUCAUUAUUUUAUGUCAGCUGGUUGUUAUAGUUUAAGGAAACGCGACAGGGUCAUGGCCAAAAUGAGUGUACAUUAUCCUGAUCAUUAUAUGCCUACUUAUUUGAUAAGAGGUUAAAAACAAAAAACAAAACAAUGAUGUGAGUUUAAAUGCAUAUAAACAGAGUUUGUUUGGCUACUUGUUUAGUAGUAGUUGCAUCAUAAACAGUUUUAAUGUCAUAUUGAUAAUUUACUGCAUUUAUGUCUUCAGAAGCACAGGUUGUGUGUGAUUUAGGUGUCCCCAGUUUGUUCAGAAAGACGUGCUGACGCUUGUGUAGUAGCAAACAUGGGUAAUAUUUGAGAGGAAUGCCAACUAUUAGUUGACUUGAGAUUGUAUUUCAUUCAGAUGAUCUUUUCUUGGUUAGUGCUACAUGUAGGGUUUAUGUUGCAGAAUAAAAACAUGGGGACUGUGGGAGA
Molecule: messenger RNA, 2019 nt
Organism: Misgurnus anguillicaudatus (oriental weatherfish)
Lineage: Eukaryota; Metazoa; Chordata; Actinopteri; Cypriniformes; Cobitidae
Gene: cdc37
Product: cell division cycle 37 homolog (S. cerevisiae)
Biological process (GO): protein stabilization; protein folding
Cellular component (GO): cytoplasm
Molecular function (GO): protein-folding chaperone binding; heat shock protein binding; protein kinase binding
Source: RefSeq, a predicted model, not a curated record